Messenger RNA from Notechis scutatus (mainland tiger snake), 2323 nucleotides. It is a transcript of the gene SARS2, whose product is annotated as seryl-tRNA synthetase 2, mitochondrial. Gene Ontology annotation, biological process: seryl-tRNA aminoacylation. The record is from RefSeq and is a predicted model, not a curated record. Gene Ontology annotation, molecular function: ATP binding; serine-tRNA ligase activity. Lineage: Eukaryota; Metazoa; Chordata; Lepidosauria; Squamata; Elapidae.
AUGGCGGCGCCGCUGCGGCUGGGUCGCGGCGUGGGUCCGCUUUGGCGGGCGCUGCAGCCACCGCUCCGCCGGCCACCGCCUCGGAGAGCCGGCUCCAGCGGCGCCAGGAGCCGCCUGUACGAAUACGCCCGGGAAGGCUGGGCGUCGUGGCCGCGGCUGGACGUGGCGGGGCUGAGCGAGCGAGACCUGGAGGUGCGCAAAGGGCCUCUCAAGGCGCCGGACCUGCAUGAGAUCGUUACUGCUUGGGAGAGACUGAAUCAGGUUCAAGAGGAGAUUGCAAAACUCACUGCAGAAAAAAAGAGAGUGAGGACAGAAGUGUACAAUUUUAUGCAAAACCAUGAUGAGAGUACUUUACAGACGCUGCCUGUUUACAAUGCCUUGUUGAAAGAGGGGAGGGAAAUCCGUUUUUGCCUUAAUACCUUGCGCCAGGAGGAGGUUGAGUUGCAAGAAAAAUACUAUCUGCAUGCCCUAAAGCUGCCCAACAGGGUUCACCCUGAUGUGCAAUUUGGAGAUGAGAUUGAACCCAGGAUAGUGGAGAUCAUUGGCGAAAAACCAGAAUUUGAUUUCAGGGUAAAAGGACACCUGGAAAUUGGAGAAAACCUGGAUAUUAUAAGGCAAAGACGCUUAGCACAUAUUUCUGGUUUACGAUCCUACUACCUUCGCGGGGCAGGUGCUCUGCUUGAGCGAGCCCUGGUCCAGUUCACUUUCUCCAAGCUGAUCCAAAAGGGUUUUAUUCCUAUGACCGUCCCAGAUAUGGUUAAAGGAGCUGUUUUUGAAGGCUGUGGCAUGUUACCUGAAGUCCACUCCUCCCUGGUAUAUAGGAUAGACCCUUCCCGGUUUGAGGAUCUGAACUUGGCAGGAACAUCCGAGGUUGGCAUUGCAGGUUAUUUUGCAGACCACGCUGUAGCUUUGAAGGAUAUGCCUGUCAGGAUAGCGUGUUCCAGCACCUGCUACCGAGCCGAAACCGAGACCGGCAAAGAGCCGUGGGGUCUCUAUCGGGUGCACCAGUUCACCAAGGUGGAAAUGUUUGGCGUCACCGCCAAUGAGACGGGUCUCGAAAGCAGCGCCUUGAUGGAGGAAUUCCUCGCCCUGCAGAAAGAGAUUCUCCUGGAGCUGGGAUUGCACUUCAAAGUUCUGGAUAUGCCCCCGCAAGAAUUGGGCCUGUCUGCCUUCAGGAAAUUUGACAUUGAGGCCUGGAUGCCCGGCCGGAACCAGUAUGGAGAGAUCUCCAGCCUCUCAAAUUGCACCGAUUUCCAGUCGCGGAGGUUGAACAUCAUGUACUACGACGAGAAGCAGCAGCUCAGCUUUGCACAUACCGUGAACGGAACUGCUUGUGCAGUUCCACGGAUGCUCAUUGCCAUUCUGGAAUCCAAUCAGCUCAAGGAUGGCAGCGUUCGAAUCCCGACAGUCCUGCAGCCCCUGAUGGGCGCUGAGGUCAUCCACAAACCCAGCCACGCCCUGUUAAAAUACAUCGGUCCCAACCAGGCCAAGAAAGGGAAGAAACCAGUCGCGGAGAAGCCCUGGAAAACUUAGAAAGGAGCAAGGUACCCUCCGUUAGGGGCUGGAAUACCGCCGUGAAACGGGGCAGCCCCUCCUGAACAGCCAACGUACCACUUCUAUCUCGGACCGGCAGCUGGAGAGGGCUCCAAUGUGGCGCGUGGCAUUGACUUCCCCUGCAGAAGUCACAAAUGGAGAAAGAAGUUUACUUGCACGUAUAUAUUUCGGGGUGGUGCCUUUCAGGGUGCCAUCAGGCUGUAGAGGUGAUCCCUUUUCCUCCUGUCUGGCAUCUUCCAGAGAUGAUCCACCAACCCAACCAGCAGGGCCUCUUUCCAAUCGAGCUGUCUCUUCAAGGAGUCGUCUUUCCUACCCAAGAGGGGCUUCGGUACCCUUUGGCCAGGUCUCCCCCUGAAGCAUUUUCGAGACUGGGGGGGUCCCUGCUUGGUUAUUUCAGGCUCUAGUUUCUUCCUCUGGAAUCCUGCACCCUUCUAAUGUUCAGUCCUUCAUUCUUUCCAUUGUCAGGAUUCCAGCAAUCGCCCUAAUUAAGUCAUGAUCCUCGAGCCAAACUUCAAAAAAUCUGCAAAGGAUUUAUUGGAGGCGACAUACUGGCACUGCCCUGUGUGAAGCCAACUCUGGGGUUUUUUUCUCCUUCCACUUCUGGGCAAAUACCAUUCUUGCCGCAGUGAUGACAUGUAUGAUCAAAUACAACUCUCCCUUAUGAUGUUUUUUUUUUAAUAUAAUUCCCAAUUAAAAAACAUUCUGGUCUGUGAUCUAUUUUAAAUCCCAUCAUUUCUUCCAGUCCCUUCCCAAUCCUGUGCCAACAUUC